This is a messenger RNA of Purpureocillium lilacinum, 642 nucleotides long. NCBI's taxonomy places the organism in Eukaryota, Fungi, Ascomycota, Sordariomycetes, Hypocreales, Ophiocordycipitaceae. The record is from RefSeq and is a predicted model, not a curated record.
AUGAGUCACCUCGCCAGCUUCCUCUCCUACGCGCGGCGCACUGGGCUUGACGAAACGUCGACCGUCUACAUCGGCACGCACUACGAGUACAGCGCGGCGGCGGCCCUGCGCCGGUACGGCUUCUACCUACGGCGCAUCGGCGGGGCGUCGGACCACGGCGUGGACCUGGUCGGCACGUGGACGCUGCCGUCGCGUCCACCACAGCAGCUCCAGCAGCAGCCGCAGUCUCAGAAGCAGCAGCAACAGCAGCCGCCGCCGAUGCGCGUGCUCAUCCAGUGCAAGGCCGGCAGCGGACACAAGGUCGGCCCCCAGCACGUGCGCGAGCUCGAGGGCGCGUUCGUCGGCGCGCCGGCCGGGUGGCGGGGCGGCGGCGUGCUGGGCGUGCUGGGCGUGCUCGCGACGGAGCGGCCGGCGACCAAGGGCGUGCGGGACGCGCUCGGGAGGAGCCGCUGGCCGCUGGCGUACGUGUGCUGCUCGCGCGAGGGCGGCGUAGUGUCGCAGAUGCUGUGGAAUAGGGCCGCCGAGGAGCUCGGGCUGGAGGGCUAUGCGGUCGUGCCGAGGCGGGGGGGUGGCGGCGAGGAGGGCUCGCUCGUGUUGAUGCACAAUGGUGCGGUCGUCGGGGAUGUGUCAGAGGAGAAGUGA